AUGGCGUCAGAUGCUAUUCCAGGUGACUUGGUCAAUGCGGAUAACGAAUUAUAUAUUGGCGCAGCUUUUGGCGCGGUCAUGUGCUUGGGAAUUUUCUUCUAUAACUUUUGGUUCUACAGAAUUCUCGCCGCGUGCGCCGGAUUCGGUAUUGGCGGUGGUGCGACCAUCGCCAUCGGGCUCUUCGCCCCGAUAGCUGUCGACUACGUCUUGUACGUUGGCGCCGCUGGUGCGGUUUUGGGUAUCUUCUUCAUGACAUCAUACAUGAAGACGCUCGUUGGUUUGAUGUACAUCCUCUGUGGCGGGUUUAUGGUUGCCUCGGCGUCGUCAUUCUUCAUUGAAGAAGCGUCCUUGUCGAAGUCGUCGCCGUUGUGGAUUACAAACUCACUCAGCAUCAACCUCAGAGAUCCGGCGACUUUGGCCGCUAUCUCGUGCGGCUUGGUGUGCGCUGGCUUCGGUUAUUACUACAGCACGAAAAAGAAUAAAGAUGGCGCGGAUGAAGAUGAAGAAAACUCUCCUUUAUUGAGAAAGAAAUAA
This is a messenger RNA of Bathycoccus prasinos, 534 nucleotides long. RefSeq lists its product with no specific name. Lineage: Eukaryota; Viridiplantae; Chlorophyta; Mamiellophyceae; Mamiellales; Bathycoccaceae. The transcript has a single exon. The record is from RefSeq and is a predicted model, not a curated record. Bases 1 to 534 code for a protein of 177 amino acids.